This is a messenger RNA of Closterium sp. Naga37s-1, 951 nucleotides long. NCBI's taxonomy places the organism in Eukaryota, Viridiplantae, Streptophyta, Zygnematophyceae, Desmidiales, Closteriaceae. The record is from the annotation of a GenBank genome assembly.
AUGCAACCGCCGAGGCCGAAAUUGCGCACGGUGAGUCACAUCCCUCUCGUCGCCUGGCCACAUCCCUCUCGUCGCCUCGCCACAUCCCUCUCGUCGCCUCGUCACAUCCCUCUCGUCGCCUCGCCAGAUCCCUCUCGUCGCCUCGCCACAUCCCUCUCAUCUCCCCGUCGUUCGAUCCCUUCCGUCGCCGCAUCCCUUACGUCGCCGCAUCCCUUCCGUCGCCGCAUCCCUUCCGUCGCCGCAUCCCUUCCGUCGCCGCAUCCCUUCCGUCGCCGCAUCCCUUCCGUCACCGCAUCCCUUCCGUCGCCGCAUCCCUUCCGUCGCCGCAUCCUAUCAGUCGCCGCAUCCCUUCCGUCGUCGCAUCCUUUCAUCACUACCACUCUCUCGUCUCUCCCUCUCUCCCGUUGUUCGAUCCCUCCCCUCAGUGAUCUUUGCCGUCUCCCUCCUCCUCGCUUACCUCCCUCCUUCCCCUCAGAUAACACCUCCUCCACCAGUACCUUCUUCCUGCCAGUCGCCCUAAUUUCCCUUGCCGGUCGCCCUGCUUUCCCCUACCCUCGGCCUUCGCUUCCCCUCUCGUCGUCAUCUGCGUCGCACACGCGCCCCCUGCGUCGCCCUCGCUUCGCCUCCCCGUCGCCCCUCGCUUCUAAUUCCAUCGCCUUCCCCGUCCUCCUCGCUUCCCCUGCCCGUCUUCCUUGUUUCCCCUGCCCGUCUUCCUUGUUUCCCCUGCCCGUCUUCCUUGCUUCCCCUGCCCGUCUUCCUUGCUUCCCCUGCCCGUCUUCCUUUUGUCCACUUCCUGUCGCCCUACUUUCCCCUACCCCGAAUUUUCCACCUCAUUCCCCUACUUUCCUUCCUCGAGGCCCCGACUUACCCCGCUGCCUCUCCCCACUUACCUCUCUUCAUCUCCUGAUUUCCCCCCCACAGUCCCCCCACCUACCUGCACCUCUUAGCUAA